AUGGAAGGAGAUGGUGAUCGGAUCGAAGAGAGCAUUGUGAGGUUGGUGGGUAGUAGUAGUGAUGGUGGUGGUGUUGGUGAGUCGAGGUGGGUGGAUGGUAGCGAAGUUGACUCAGAGUCACCUCCGUUGUCUUUGCUUGAUGAGAAUGGUAACAGACAAGGAUAUGGAUCUAUGAGGAGGAGGUUGGUAAAGAAGCCCAGGAGAGUUGAUUCUUUUGAUGUUGAAGCCAUGGAGAUUGCUGGUGCCCAUCACCACCACUCCAAGGACCUUUCAGUUUGGCGAAAUCUUUCAUUGGCCUUCCAGACACUUGGUGUGGUGUACGGUGACAUGGGUACAAGCCCUCUUUAUGUCUUUACUGAUGUUUUCAGCAAGGUGCCCAUCAAGUCAGAAGUUGAUGUCUUGGGAGCUUUAUCACUCGUUAUUUACACAAUUGCUCUCAUUCCAUUAGCAAAAUAUGUUUUUAUAGUGCUCAAAGCAAAUGAUAAUGGGGAAGGAGGAACAUUUGCUUUGUACUCACUGAUUUGCAGAUAUGCAAAGGUGAAUAUGUUGCCAAAUCGACAGCCAGCUGAUGAAAAUAUUUCAAGUUUUAGGCUCAAAUUGCCCACUCCAGAACUGGAAAGGGCUUUAAGCAUAAAAGAAACUUUGGAGAAAAGAUCAUCUUUGAAAACACUGCUUUUGCUUUUGGUUCUGACAGGAACUUCCAUGGUCAUAGGAGAUGGUAUUCUAACCCCUGCGAUGUCAGUGAUGUCUGCUGUGAGUGGUCUGCAAGGUGAAAUAUCCGGCUUUGGUACAAAUGCUGUGGUUGCUGUCUCAAUCAUAAUCCUUUUGGGGCUGUUCAGCAUACAGCGGUUUGGAACUGGGAAGGUGGGUUUCUUGUUUGCUCCUGUACUUGCUCUAUGGUUCUUUUCUCUGGGUGCUAUUGGGAUUUACAAUCUAGUGAAGCAUGAUAUCAGUGUUGUCAAGGCAUUCAAUCCAGCUUAUAUCUAUUUCUUCUUCAAGAAGAAUAGUCAUGCUGCUUGGUCAGCUCUUGGUGGUUGUGUUCUGUGCAUUACAGGAGCUGAAGCAAUGUUUGCUGACUUAGGGCAUUUUUCCGUACAAUCCAUACAGAUUGCCUUUAGUUGUGUAGUGUUUCCCUGUCUUCUCUUGGCUUACAUGGGCCAGGCUUCGUAUUUAAUGAAAUUUCCUGACUCUGCAAGCAGAAUAUUCUAUGAUUCUGUUCCAGAAAGCCUGUUCUGGCCAGUGUUUGUAAUUGCUACACUCGCUGCUAUGAUUGCCAGCCAAGCAAUGAUAUCUGCUACGUUCUCAUGUGUUAAGCAAGCAAUGGCUCUUGGAUGCUUCCCAAGGCUGAAGAUAGUUCACACCUCAAGGAAGCUGAUGGGCCAGAUUUAUAUCCCUGUCAUCAAUUAUUUUCUAAUGAUAAUGUGCAUCAUUGUGGUUUCCAUCUUUCGAGAAACCACAGAAAUUGCCAACGCAUAUGGCAUAGCUGAAGUUGGUGUGAUGAUGGUGAGCACCACGCUGGUGACACUCGUGAUGCUUCUAAUUUGGCAGACCAACUUGUUUCUGGCUUUGUGUUUCCCGUUAGUAUUUGGAUCUGUAGAACUCAUUUACCUGUCUGCAGUUUUAUCAAAAAUCUUAGACGGUGGUUGGCUUCCGCUUGUUUUUGCUACGUUCUUCCUAUGCGUGAUGUACACUUGGAAUUAUGGAAGCGUGUUGAAGUACCAGAGUGAGGUAAGAGAGAAGAUUUCCAUGGAUUUUAUGCUUGAGCUUGGCUCCACCCUUGGAACUGUAAGAGUUCCAGGAAUCGGACUGCUGUACAAUGAGCUUGUCCAAGGUGUUCCCUCAAUUUUUGGGCAGUUCCUGCUGAGCCUUCCAGCAAUCCACUCUACUGUAGUAUUUGUUUGCAUCAAAUAUGUCCCCGUCCCUGUAGUCCCUCAAGAGGAAAGGUUUCUUUUCCGAAGAGUUUGCCCAAAGGACUACCACAUGUUCCGCUGUGUUGCCCGAUAUGGUUACAAAGAUGUCAGGAAGGAAGAUCACCAUGUGUUUGAGCAACUUUUGGUUGAAAGCCUUGAGAAGUUUCUGAGAAGAGAGGCUCAAGAUCUUGCCAUUGAGAGUAAUUUGAACGAGUACUUUGAUAAUGCUUCUGAGAGGUCAAGGGAUUCCGGAGCCGCAGGUGGUGAUGGGACCGAGGAACUUAGGAUUCCUUUAAUGGAUGGUCAAAGAUUGGAAGACCCAGGAAGUUCUAUUUCCGAAGGAACUUCCUCAGCGUUGCCCUCAAGUGUUAUUCCCUUGGAUGAAGACCCAAGUCUAGAGUAUGAGCUUUCAGCUCUUCGUGAAGCAAUGGAUUCGGGAUUUACUUAUUUACUGGCUCACGGGGAUGUGAGGGCAAAGAAAAAUUCUUUUUUCCUCAAGAAACUGGUUAUUAACUACUUCUAUGCAUUCUUGAGGAAUAAUUGUAGAGUUGGUGCUGCUAAUCUGAGUGUACCCCACAUGAAUAUCUUGCAAGUGGGGAUGACAUAUAUGGUCUAA
Messenger RNA from Dovyalis caffra, 2526 nucleotides. Lineage: Eukaryota; Viridiplantae; Streptophyta; Magnoliopsida; Malpighiales; Salicaceae. The record is from the annotation of a GenBank genome assembly.